AUGAAAUUUACAAAAAGUAAGGAAGAAGAACCCACUGCUCCUGGGCAAGUGGCCAUUAGGAAGCGAUCUAAAGUCCCAGGGGUAAUGAUCACACAGUUUGUGCAGGAAAUCCCAGCAGGAAAAAGUCAUCCCGACUUCUCCCGCAAACCCAUCGCCUUGACUAUUCAGGAAGGAAAGCUUGCAGUUUUCAAAGCUAUCACCACAGGAGAUCCAACACCAACCGUGACUUGGGCUCGAAACAAUGGAGAUCUUUCUGAUCCCGAAAGAUAUGUUGUUUCAUUUGAUCCAGUCUUAGGAGAACAUCAAUUACAGAUGCCCAAUGUUGGAGUUGAUCAAGCAGACACAUACAAAUGUUAUGCAAGUAAUGAAUAUGGACGUGCUAUAGUCACAGUCACACUCAACGUGAUUGAAGUUGGGUUCAAGAAGAGCAAAGCAAUGCAGGAAGCACGAUUAGAGCAACGAGAGAAAGCAGCAGUCGAUUUAAAAAGGACCCUGAGGACCCGAUCCGAACAAAAGGAGAAGAAAGAUGGAGAAGUUGAUGAGAAAUUUUGGGAACUGUUGCUGAGCGCCGAUAAGAAAGAUUACGAGCGCAUCUGCACUGAAUACGGGGUGACUGACUUCCGCUGGAUGUUGAAGAAACUGAACGAGAAGAAAAAGGAAAUAGAGGAGCAGCAGUCGCAGUACAUUGAACACCUGAGCAACCUGAGACAUAUUGAAAUCAAGACGCCUGGAUGUGCCGAAUUUGAAUUUGAGAUGGAUCUCAAAGAUCCCAAUGCCAAAAUCUUCCUCUUCAAGGAUGGUGUUAUGGUUCCAUUUACCUUUGAUACAGCUGAGAAGCAUUCUCUGCGUCAAGUCGGCAGGAAAUUCAUCUUUAGCGUACAUGGUCUGAAUGCAGAAGAUGCUGGAUUGUAUCAAGUCGAUAUCGAGGGGGUCAAUGUCUUCUCCACUGACUUUAAAAUUCCAGUGGUAGACUUCUUGGUAAAGAUUCAGGAAGUGAAGGCUGUGGAAAGAGAGGAUGCCGUGUUUGAGUGCGUCUUAUCUGCUCCAUUCCCUAAGAUCUCUUGGCAAGGCAAGAGCGUCGCCCUGGAACAGGGUGAAAAGUAUGACAUCUGUGUCUCUGAGGACAUGCUAAUCCAUAGACUGGUGGUGAAGGACUGUAUGCAAGUGGACAAAGGCAUCUAUGCAGCUGUGGCUGGAAUGAAGUCUUGUAACGCCUGGCUGAUAGUGGAGGCUGACCCAGAUCCGAACCAGAGGGGCAAGAAGGGAGCACGCAAAACCACUCAAGCAGGAGGUGGAGGCGCAGACCUGAUCAGGAUCGCGGCAGAGCAGCAGGAGAAGCUGCAGAAGGAGCGUGAGGAGAGGAUGGAGCAGCUGAAACAGAUUCAGGCUGAAGAGGCCGCUGCUAAAGAAGAAGAGAAACCAGCAGAGGAAGGAACUGCUGCACCAGAACCGCCAAAACCAAAGGCUAAACCUAAACCCAAACCCAAGCCUAAACCAGAACCCAAGACAGACUCUGAAGGCGUGGCAGAAGAGCCAGAGGUGGAGGAACAACAACCAGAACCAGAGGAAGCUGCUGCUCCACCACCACCAGAGGAAGAGCCACCCAGUGAGGAGCCAAGGAAGAGAGUGAGAACUGGGCCUUUGGUCCCAGACACCAUUAUUGAUCCAGGAGUUCACUUCACCAGUGGACUGUCAGAUGGUCAUGCCAUCAUUGGUCAGUCAGCUGAAAUGGUGUGCAAACUCAGCAGUGAAAAGUGUGAUGGCAUUUGGUAUAAGGAUGGAAAAGAGAUAACAGCCACAGAUGAUCUAAAGAUCAUCAAAGAUGGAGCAGUCCAUAAAUUAAUUGUAUCAAACUGCACAGAGGACGACAGUGGAAAGUAUCGCUUUGAGGCUGAUGGACGUAAAACUGAGGCGAUGUUGGUCGUGGAAGACCCACCAAGGAUGAAUCAAGAUGACUUGGCUAAAUUCUCAGAGCCUGUGAUAAUCAAGGUUGGCCAAAAUGCAACUUUCAAAUUGGACUUUGUAGGUCGUGAGCCAAUGAAAGUGCAGUGGUACAAUGAGGGUGAAGAGAUGCUUGAGGAUAAUCACAUCAGGAUUGAGAAGUCAGAUAGUCACAGUCGCCUUCUACUUGUGAAAUGUCAACGCAAAGACAGUGGAGAAAUAAAGCUGAAGCUCAAAAAUGAGUUUGGAACCAUUGAGGCCCUUUCGAGACUCAUCGUUCUAGACAAACCCACCAACCCAAUGGGACCUGUUGAAGUAUUAGAAGCCUCAGCAUCUUGUGUGGAGUUCAAGUGGAGGUCCCCAAAGGACGAUGGUGGUUCUCCUAUAAAAUAUUACAAUAUUGAGCGCAACCAGAUUGGACGCAACACCUGGACGAAGAUUGGAAAUAUCCCUGGAGAACCCCAUUACAAAGAUACUGACGUGGACCAUGGAAGGAGGUACUGCUAUCGCAUCAGGGCCGUGACGGCAGAGGGCAUCAGUGAUGUUUUUGAGACAAAUGACAUCCAGGCUGGCACCAAAGCAUAUCCUGGACCACCAUCUACACCCAAAGUGGUCAGUGCCUUCAAGAACUGCAUCACUUUGGCAUGGUCACCACCCACCAACACCGGUGGAACCAAUAUUGUUGGAUACAAUAUGGAGAAACGCAAACGGGGCAGCAACAUAUGGGGUCAAGUGAACCCCCCUGAUGAGCCAAUCAAAGGCAAGCAGUAUGAUGUGAAAGAUGUUGUUGAAGGAAUGGAAUAUGAAUUCCGUGUGUCAGCCAUCAACUUCUCUGGUGCUGGAGAACCAAGCGCACCCUCUGAAUUUGUGAUAGCCAGAGAUCCAAAAAAACCCCCUGGUAAAGUCAUUGACCUGAAAGUCACAGAUUCCACCUAUACCUCUUUGUCUUUGAGUUGGACUAAACCGAAGGAGGAGGAAGGUGUCCAGGAUGAAGCUAAAGCUUAUUUUGUGGAAUUAAGGCCAGCUGAGAACACAGAAUGGGGUCGAUGCAACUCAAACCCACUCAUUACUACUUUCUAUACAAUUCUUGGCCUCAAGUCUAUGGCUAUGUACUGGGUCCGAGUGGUUGCAACCAAUGAAGGAGGUGAUGGGGAACCUCGAGAUCUGGACAACUACAUCAUUGCCAUGCCUCCACCUGUGAGGCCAAAUUUCACCAAUCGCAAAAUGAAGAGCUUCAUGGUCAUGAGAGCUGAAAAUUCAGCUCGGGUCAACAUAAACUUUGAGGCAUCCCCAAUGCCAACUAUAAUCUGGCUGAAAGACGGAAUGCCUGUGCCCAAACAUGUAACCGUGAGCAAUACUGAUGGGAUGUCCCAGCUCCUGAUUCCCAGUGCCGAGCGUUCUGACAGCGGGAUCUACACCAUCAUAGUCAAGAACAUAGUGGGUCAGGAGACGUUCAGUGUUGAGAUCAGAGUGACGGAUGAUCCAAAGCCACCUGGCCCAGUGGAGCUGGAAGAAAAUGUCCCUGGCACAUUGACAGUUUCUUGGGAACCAUCUCCUGAUGAGAAACGAGAUAAUCACUUGCACUAUAUGGUGAUGAAACGGGACUCCAUCAAAUGCACCUGGCAUACAGUCGCUGAACGCUUGUUCAACAACAACUUCACAGCAGUCAACAUCAUGCCAGGAAGGGAAUAUAAAUUCCGUGUGUAUGCCAAAAAUGACAUAGGCCUCUCAGAACCAUCUGAGUCCCUGACAUGGGGUGUUGUAAGGAAGAAAGAAAAGUUUAGCCUCAACUUAGCCCCAUCCAAACCUUGCAACUUUGACUCUGCUCCCAUUUUCACGGUUCCCCUGAAGACGCACACUACCCCGGAGAAAUACGAGUGCUACAUGAGCUGUGCGGUGAGAGGCGACCCCAUACCUCACGUCACCUGGUACCGCAACAACGUCAGCCUCAACACUAACACCAACUACUACAUCACUAACACCUGUGGCGUCUGUUCCAUGCUCAUCUUGAGAGUCGGUGCCAAAGACAACGGAGAAUACAAAGUAGUGGCAGAAAACGCUUUAGGCCGUGCUGAGUGCAGCACACAGCUGACAAUCUUAGAGUGA
Molecule: messenger RNA, 4047 nt
Organism: Onychostoma macrolepis
Lineage: Eukaryota; Metazoa; Chordata; Actinopteri; Cypriniformes; Cyprinidae
Product: immunoglobulin-like and fibronectin type III domain-containing protein 1
Exons: 23
Coding region: 1-4047 (1348 amino acids)
Molecular function (GO): protein binding
Source: RefSeq, a predicted model, not a curated record